UUGGAUGCCCGGAUUCUGGAUUCUAGCCGAGACACUGCCCAUGUUACUUCCUUGAGCGCCAUGGGCUGCUCUCAGGGAAGCGAGGCCAAGCAGGUCCGGUCCGCCCGCUCGCGGCAGCUGCUGCAGAGCGCGCAGAAGCGGCAGGCCUCCUGCACUACUGCAAGCUGGGACAGGCUGUGCAAGUCCAAGCUAUUAGGCUGCAGCCGCGAGACCUUGCGGCCCGCUGACAACUCCAUCAGACCUUUCCGCGAUGGGGAGGAGCAGAUCUGGUCCUCCGACGUGCUGCUGCGGGAGGUGAGCGUCAUGGGGGUGCCGAACCAGGAUCAUGCAGCGCCAGACUACCUCUUUGUCACCGGCGCUGAAGCGGUCUUGUUGCCGUACAUGGGCACCUUCUACAAGACUGGAAUUCAGCCCUCUGCGCUGCAAGCGUACCGACAAAUCUACCAGAAUGUGAACGGCAAACAGCUCUACUACCGGGCUGCCUGGGGCCUAUGGCUGCUGAGUGACGCCGACGUGCACGACACCGAUGUCUGGAUGGGCCGGGCCUAUGCCAAGGAUGAUGUGGACUGCCCCACGCACGCGCGCGGCUGGAUCGUGUGGGAUGGCAGCAGCUGGAACACCGAGUAUGCGGUCCACAUCACUGAGACGGACGGCAUCGAGGAUGAGAACUCGGAAGCUGCCCGGCCUCUGCAGCUGCUGCACGUGAAGCAGCCCCCGCCGCCUGCGCACCUGUCGCUGAGGGAAGCAGAGGAGGCCUUGGGCUUGCCCAAGGCGCGGGAGCUGGUAACGCCGUUGAAGCUGGGCCUCCAGGCCGAAGUCUGGAUCUCCAAGAACGGUGUCUGGACAGAGCAGACCUUGAAGGUGGACCACAGGAACAAUUUCCUGGUUUUGAGCUCUGGCGAAGAUGAGAAGCAGGAGUGGAGGCUGCAGCAGGUGAUGGCGGUGCUGGACGGGGUGGGGGCGCUGAAUCUUUGUGGCCUCCUGGGCAUCACCAUGCCGGAGCUCACCCGUGGCAGCCAGGCAGUGGCGCUGCACGGCUUCUGGGAAGGCGCCGCCAAGCGGGAAAACAUCCUCGCCUUUCAUUGCGAGACGGAUGAGGAGCUCCCGGCGCGUCUGCGGGCGGCAGUGUCUCUGGCACCCCACCCCGGGGCCGCCAUCCGGGCGGCCGCCAAGGUGCUGCAGGCACAGCAGCGCUUCCGCGCAAUGCGCCAGGACCUGAAGCAACGCGCGUCCAAGCGGGGCAGCAACGGGGUCCGCGGCUUCGUGGCCGUGCAGGUCCGGGACGCCCAGACAUCGCUGAUGAACGCAGCCACCACGUGGCCUCCGUCCAACGUGCUCGAGCUGGAAAUGGUGGUGAGGCCGGCAGGCUCGGAGAUCGAGACCCACGUGGCCGAGAUCCCCGCGAGGUUCAAGCCAGAGAAGGCGCUGGUCAUCGCCGAGAAGAUCGCCGUGCAGGUGUCAGAGGAUCUCCAUGUCUUGGACAAGGAGAUGCUCACGCAAGAGAUCAAAGAGGUUCUGAAGCUAUUCAGAUGGUUCAGCAACAUGCCGGCAAAGGGCGAUCGUGGAAAGCUGUUCAUGACCGAUGCGCCCAUUAGCAGCGUGAUGCAGGACAACGUGUUGGCAUCUCUGCUGAAGUACUUUGGGGAAUCUAAGCACCCGCUGGCAAGCUGCAUGAUGCAGAGGCUGAGCCUGGAACAGCAGCUCCGGCGUCUCACAACACAGGCUGAGCAUCCCGUUGUGAGGAUCAAGCGGAAUCCCUCGCUGCCGCUGGUCGCGCGCGACGCGGAGCCCUUCGGCACCCGGGUGUGGGCGGUGCGGUUCCGGGCCUGCAGCGGGGACAACCCGGCGGUGCUGGAGGUGGACCAAAGCCUGCAAGGCAAGUGGUUCUACCACCCUGGAGGCUGCUUUGAAAUCAAGCCGGAGGAUGGGGAGCUCUACUUUGACGAGCAGGUCGACACGGGCGAGCGCUACCGGGGCGCGCUGCAGGCGGCGGGGGCCUGGUUCACCGCGCAGCUCUACUGCGAGGGCACGCUGCAAGGCACGAUGCGCAUCCGCUCGGUGGGCGACAGCCUGAAGGCGAACUUCAGGGAGAGCCCCGAGGAGCCCUGGAGCCCGGAGAUCGUGGCCAGCCGUACGCCUGGGCUGCAAGUCGCGCCGCGGGAGAACACCAACAGCUCCGUGCGCUCCAAUGGCCGGGGCCCGCUUGCCUCGGAGUGCCGGCAGACUCGGACCAACUCCUUCUCGGCACCCUCUCCCGCAGAGCUGCAGGUGGGCCAGGAAACCCCCAGCUCCAAGCAACGUUCGGCGGCGACUCUGGAGGAGCUAAGACUCGAAGAGAUCUUCAGCCGCUUUGACAAGGACCGCAGCGGGUUCCUGGACCUCGCGGAGCUGCGGCAGCUCUGCGCGGAGAUGGGGCACCCCUUGAGCGACGAGCAGGCGGCGCUGGCCAUGAGCGCCCUGGAUCGGAACACCUCGGGGAACUGCAGCUACGACGAGUUCAAGACCUGGUGGUUCUCGACCCCCUCGGACUCCCAGUUCUCCAUGCCAGCCUUGGACUUUUUGAAGUUCAGUUCCGAUGGCUUCUCAAGCAUUGGCCUCGCUUGGCCACGGGUGGUUGACGAGGUGCGGCUGAAGGAGGUCUUCAAGAACUUCGACCGGGACCGGAGCGGCUUCAUCGACCUGAAAGAGCUGCAGCUGGUCUCUGAGGAGCUAGGCAUGACCUUGAGCGUCCAGGAGGUUGAAGACGCCAUGCGAGAGCUGAGCAAGAACAAAGGCGACACCUGCAGCUUCGAGGACUUUCGAAGUUGGUGGAUGGAGCACAACUCCCAAGAAUACGGUGUGCUGGGAAGGACACUCAUGAAAGCAGGCUUACCCUUCGGCCUUCCUUGGAAAAGCUGAGAGCAGUUUAAUCUUUCCGUAACUUCACUUAAAGGGACGCGGUACUUAGCAAAUGGGCA
Effrenium voratum is the source of this 2957-nucleotide messenger RNA. Lineage: Eukaryota; Dinophyceae; Suessiales; Symbiodiniaceae. The record is from the annotation of a GenBank genome assembly.